CCAUAAAAGUCACGCUACUUCUGUUCCGAGUCCUCGCGCCUCAGGGCGCGUGCGUUCAGUUAGUUUCCUGCACGAGUCAGUCAAGAGCGCGAGACACAGAGAUAAGCUUUAUACUUAAAGGCCAAACGAACUGACGGACACAUGCAGGAGCAGCAUGGGAAGGUCAUACCUGGCUGUCAGGAUGAGAAUAAGAAGGCAUAAAGUCUUUCUGCUGUGCUUACUGGGGAUUUGUGUCAUUUCCUUCCUUCAUUACUACAAAGCCCUGCACAAUAUUCUACUGCUGCAGGAGCUCUCCGCUCCUUCCACCCAUCUGAAGUCUUUGAAGAUCUUGAUCAAUGAUAUCUUCUGGAAUUUUCCGACUGCUGACUUCCACCCCCAGCAAAACUCGCACAAACACAGCCACCUGAAGGUCAGUGUUGACUUAGAUGUGAUCCUGCCAGAUCCUUCAGAUAGGAAAAUUCAUGAACGUACUUUUGUACUCCGUGAUGAUCCCUCAGUCUUUUUCAUCCACACCAAAUCUGGAGCAGUGUGCUUCGGAGAGGGGACAGAUAUGACUGCCUCUGCAUCUCACCGCAGGUUACUGCAACAUCACAGAGAAAUCAGCCCCAAAGAUAAAGCAAUCAACGCAGACAAGAAGGUGGUUCAGUGUCCCUGCCGGCAGGGUUGGCACGGCCCUCACUGUGGCAUCCCUACCAUUGUGUAUCAUUCCAAUCUCCCGUUCAAGUCAAAAGUAACACCCAGAAAAGUUCCACGUCGGGUCAUCAAUGCCAUCAACAUCAACCACGAGUUUGACCUACUACACGCUCGAUUCCACGAACUUGGAGAUGUCGUGGAUGUGUUUUUGGUCUGCGAAUCCAAUUUCACUGCAUACGGUGAAUCAAGAGCUCUUUUAUUCCGGGAGCAGAUCGUAAAUGGAACGUUUGACUACAUAAAGCACAAAAUCCUGUACAUAUUCCUGGACCAUUUUCCUGAUGGCGGUCGUGCAGACGGCUGGAUCGUGGAUGAUUACCUCCGCACGUAUUUAACCAAAAACGGAAUGUCGAGGCUUGAGGGCCUCAAAGCAGAUGAUGUUUUUCUCAUCAAUGAUGCGGAUGAAAUUCCUGCUCGAGAUGGAAUUCUUUUCCUCAAGCUCUACGACGGCUGGAGGGAACCGGUCGGGAUCCACAUGCGCAAAUCCCUAUACGGAUUCUACUGGAGGCAGUUCGGAACGCUGAAUGUUUUAUCUGCUUGCACGGCAGCUAUGCUCUUUAAGGUUUACAAGGGUGAUGGCAUUUAUCUCCGGCGCCGGUCCUAUUAUUCCAUGUCGGGAUUCCGGGAAUACGAGAACUCCACGGGACGCAUUCUGAUGCCAUGGGCCAUAGGAAGUCCAGUUCACUAUGCUGGGUGGCACUGUUCUUGGUGUUUUAAACCAGAAGGAAUUUAUUAUAAACUCAUAUCGGCCCAAAAUGGAGACUUCCCACGUUGGGGCGAUUACAGCGAGAAACGGAAGAUGAGUUAUAUUAAAAAGUUAAUACAGACAGGGGGUUGGUUUGAUGGAUCUGCUCCAAAAUACCCACCCUCAAACCCCAAAGAGCAUAUGUAUGCUCCCAAAUUCCUACUGGACAAUUAUGAAAAAUAUCGCCAUUUGCUUGAGAACCCAUAUGCAACAGAGAAAUGAAGACAUUAAGAGAAAUGGGUCAGUUUAAAAUGGGCAGCUUAAUAACUGUAAGUGAGAAGUGAAACUGAAUGAUAGUUAGGAGUUUCACAGCCUUUUGUGGUCCGUGAUUCAGUUUUUAAGUUUCACAGUUGAUAUGAAUUCCCACCACAUCACAGACAGACCAUAACAACAUAAUAGAAUACCAACAUGUUUUACUAUUUAAUCAGAUUUGUUGCUUUAGAUUCUCUAUCAAGAACUAUAGCAAGUGAUUUAUAAAAUUGUUUUUAUGGUUUAAAAACAGUUACAAUUAAUGAGAUUAUUCUCCAUACACACCAUCUGGUGACACCAAGGUGCCUAUACCCAACGUGGUUUUACUCAUGUUUCUACGAAAAGAUCUCCAAACGUAAUCAUAGUAAUGUAUGAAAAUAUUUGCACUUAAAUGGACUUGAUUUGAUAUGUUUAUAUAUUGAAAUGUUUACUCCAUAUGAAUGAUAUGCACUAUAUUGGCUAAAACUGCUAUGAUGGUCGGUGCCGAUAGCCUCAUGGGCAGCGACAUAUAGCGCCGUUGCGCUGCGGGCGUCCCGAGUUCGAAUCCCAGCUCAUAGACCUGUACCGAUCCCAACCCCCUCUCUCUCUCCCACUUCGCUUUCUGUCGUCACACUGUCCUAUCUAAUAUAAAGGCAAGAUCGUCAAAAAGCAUAUUUUGUAAAAAAAUAAAAAAAUAAUAAUAAUAAAAAAAAUAAAAACCUAAUGGUUUCUGUAUUUCUAAAGGAGAUCUGCAGAGAGUAUUACAGUCAUAUUGGGAUUAAUGCAUUAUUUGCAUUAAAGUGUUAAUAUAAAAAUGAAAAUUUGCUCGUGCAAAGAUCUUAAAAGUUUCAAAGGUCUGAUACGUUGACUAAAACAACAAAAAACUAUGUGCAUAGAUUACCGUUGCAUCAUAUAGUGGUAAUGCUAUCUUACAAGUGUAUAUUUUUUAUCUACACUGGAAGAAUAUAUAUUUUAAAUGUCUAUUUCACCUUAUUUCCCAGUAAAAAUAAACAAGAUAAAUAAUAUAAAAAAAUACAAAAAUAAUAUAAUGAUAUACUAAACAGUAUGUUAAGACUUAUUUUCAGAGAAUAUACCUUAAAUCUUUUAUUAUAUUAUUAUUAUUAUUAUUUACCUUGCUGGCAAAUAGUUUUUUCUCAUUUUAUAGUUUGUUAGAUUUAUGCUUAAAACAAAUUAAAAACAAAAAAAAACAAAAAAAAAACUUAAAGAAAUUUUGUGAAAACAGGUGUUAUCUUUCAACACAGGGCUGCACGAUAAAUCGAAAUGGAAUUGAGAUCGCGAUUCGACAGAAGCUGCGAUUGUCAUGCGUAUUUUUGAGUAGAGCACGGUUCUGUGAUCAGUAGUAAAUCUCCAUCCAAAGGCCAGAGGGAGCACUCGAAUUGAAAAUCCAAAUACGCCUGGCAGAAGAAACUAGGAAAUGCCUAUAGUGGUAGCUGGAUAAACAGAAGAUUUAAAGGGUUCAUAUGAUGCUGCUAAAAAGAAUAUUAUUUUGUGUAUUUGGUGUAAUGAAAUGUGUUUAUGCGGUUUAAGGUUUAAAAAAAACAUUAUUUUCCACAUACUG
This is a messenger RNA of Cyprinus carpio (common carp), 3242 nucleotides long. RefSeq names its product beta-1,4-mannosyl-glycoprotein 4-beta-N-acetylglucosaminyltransferase a (gene mgat3a). The record is from RefSeq and is a predicted model, not a curated record. Gene Ontology annotation, biological process: protein N-linked glycosylation; N-acetylglucosamine metabolic process. Lineage: Eukaryota; Metazoa; Chordata; Actinopteri; Cypriniformes; Cyprinidae. Gene Ontology annotation, cellular component: membrane. Gene Ontology annotation, molecular function: beta-1,4-mannosylglycoprotein 4-beta-N-acetylglucosaminyltransferase activity.